Oppiella nova is the source of this 261-nucleotide messenger RNA. NCBI's taxonomy places the organism in Eukaryota, Metazoa, Arthropoda, Arachnida, Sarcoptiformes, Oppiidae. The record is from the annotation of a GenBank genome assembly.
AUUUGUGCCCUAUUUGUGUCCACACAUUUCAUAACAGUCUUAUGGCGUAAAUAUAAAACUCAAGUAAUGGUUACAUCUAUGGGAAAGGCUGUACUCAUUACUGGUUGUGAUACGGGAUUUGUGGUGAACAACGCCGGUAUAGCAACGGUGGGUCCACUGGAAUGGGGAUCAAUGGAUGACUACCACCGGGUGUUUGCCGUCAACACCUUCGGUGGCGUACGAGUGACGCGGACUUUCCUACCGCUCAUUAAGGCCUCGAAA